Musa acuminata AAA Group (dessert banana) is the source of this 7480-nucleotide messenger RNA. Its product is annotated as WAT1-related protein At3g30340. The coding region runs from base 6173 to 7270 and encodes 365 amino acids. Gene Ontology annotation, cellular component: plasma membrane. Gene Ontology annotation, molecular function: transmembrane transporter activity. The transcript has 9 exons. The record is from RefSeq and is a predicted model, not a curated record. Lineage: Eukaryota; Viridiplantae; Streptophyta; Magnoliopsida; Zingiberales; Musaceae.
UGAAGAGAGAAGAGGAGGGAAGGUUGUGCAUUUUGUCGAACAGUUGGAGGAUGAAGACGUUACUGUCGUCCUAGACCACGGAGAAUCCGGAGGGGGGUGACUGUGAAGGUAGACGCCAAGGUGGUGGAGGUGGAGGGGCCGCGCGGCAAGCUGGCGCGCUACUUAAAGCACCUGAACCUGGACUUCCAGCUGCCGGAGGGCGGCCCGGGGUUGUGGUGGACGACUGGUUCGGGUCGCGCGGCAGCACUGCCGCCAUCCUCCUCGGUAUCAGCCACGUCGACAACCUGAUCAUUGGUAUCGCCAAGGGCUAUCGCUACGACAUGCGCUUCCAUCACCAACAACAGCUCCUGCUUUGAGAUCCACAACUUCCUCAGAGAGAAGAAGGAGGAUUUGGAAGCCCUUAUGGACAGCAAUGUCUCAGCAUUUAGAAGGUAUAUUGAAACUGGGUUUGUUAGAGAAUGUAAUAAUUGUCUUCCCAUUAACAGAAAAUUCAGCAUAGUGUAGAACAUUGGAAAAAGACCGAUAUGAUCUCCUCUUUGACUCUUGGUGCUAAUUGACUGGGUUCCAUCACUAAGCAAGAACACCUUGGGUAAAAAAAUUAUCAGGGAAAUGCUUUAAUUUCGUGACUUGUUUGAUAGCUAGCCAAUGAUAACCUGUCAAUUCCCUUCUCCAUAUCAACUUUUAUAAGGAUUUGGGGAAUUCUACCUUUAGAAUGACACAUUGUGUGAACCAACUCUUGUGGUAUCAUAAUUGGGUCAUGCAAACUCCUCUUUAGAAAGUUUGAACGUUCCUGUUAGGAAGUUCCUCCCAGCAGGAUCUUGACUGCUUUCCAACUUUAAGAUAUGAAUUCCACCUGGGAACUUAUUUGUAAGUCAAGUGCGAAAUUGUUCUUUGCUUUAAUUGAUCUCACUGGGGUCAAAGAAAACUUCAUCACCCAAAGAACUUUUAAUAUGUCAACGAGAUUAUGUGAGAGAAGACUUUCCUUUGUCAUUCCAGGGGUAAGUGACCCCUUUGAAAACUUUAGCCUAUGAGAUUGCAGAAGAGAAAUUCUCUCCUGAAGAGAAGGAUCAGGAGGCUUUCUUGGUUGCAUCAAUUAUGGAGAUAGAAUAGGUCUCUCAGGUUUUUUAGUGGACUGAGCAGUUGCCAUCUUUUAUAUACUGUAAACUCAAUGCUAUUUCAUUCAUUUUUUUAACACAUUUUUUACUGGCAUGAACAAAGUUGGAUUGGUAUCUUUAUAUCGUGAUUUUUAUUUAAACAUGAGUUUUUGAAAUCCUUCCUUUGUUUAAUCUUUCCAUGUUCCACAACUUCCUAAUGCUGCCUUUGAUAUUGAUAUAUUCUUUGUGCUUUAUUGUUUGUGAGAGUUUGGAUGAAUCAUAUCCUUUUGUACAUUUGCGCUCUUAAGACCCCAUAUUGGGGAAGACUCUUGCAAUGAGACUUUCUCUAUGUCAAUUCUUCUGAUCCCUUUUUAUCUAUAUAGUUUCAUCGGAUAAAUAUCUUUCUCUGUGUACUGUUCUAGUGUCCUCUUAGUGAAGCCUUAGCUCACUCAGAAACAUCUAUGAAUGUGCAGUGCAGAGAACAUCAUAUGUUUCUCGAAGGCCCUUCCUCCUCAUACUUAUCUUAUGGUCUAGAUUAUCCUACUUGGUUGACCUAACAUAAAGGCCUAGCAGUAAUCUAGCAUUAAGCUAUAGCCAGUCUCACAUUCAAAACAAAGUAGCUUAUCCAUAUUUUUAUUCAACUGAUAAUAAUAUUUUGUGAAAUUUAUUACUCUCUAGAGAUUUAGCAUUUCAGUGUGUUUUACUCAUUAUAUUAUUGUCAUAUACAAACAUUUGCAGUAUGUGUUGUAGUUUGUAAAUAAAAUUGACUUGAGAAAACAGAUGAUACAAGUACAAUACAUCAUUAUCCUUCUCAAAGCAACUAGUAAAUCCAUGUGCUGCAUGUAUAUAUUUGGUAUGUUUAUGCAUAAAUAUAUAAUGUUCUUGAUAUAUUGCUACUAUCCAGAUUACAUUUUUAUUUUUAAACCAAUUUGCAUGAUUCAGCAGUCUUAAUAGUCAUAUAUAAGCUUGUAAACUGCAAUCUCUUUAAAUUUUUGGACUAUAUUAUCACUAGUUGUAUCUGCUAGUUCUUUAUGACUCUGACCCUUGUCUUGGAUGUUUGAAUGUGUUCUCUCUGCCUGGUGGGAGAUGGAGAUUUGAUCCCAUCCUGCGCAAGCUGCACAUUUUCGCACCUGUUUUGGUGGUUAACUUUCCUUUGUGGGCUUCAAUGAGAAUGAUUUUAUACCUUGUGAUCUGAGAUGACCUUCUUAGGCCUUGUGGCCUAUGUUGCACAGCCUAGUUCCCCUUCUGAAAGAAAAGAAGUAAAUGUCAUGUAAAGAAGGACAUCAGGAAGUCCUUGGAUGGCAUCUGUGUUAGUGGGAAGGGAACAAUGACUGGUGGAAUUUAAGCAAUGUAAUAGAGUAAGAGAUAUAGGCACCAAUUGUCUAGGCUUUCCCUUUUUCAUGGAAGGUGUCUUAUGGUCAAUUGACUCUUUAAUCUAGUGUGAUUGUUGAAGUUCUAGUUUCAGCUUAGUUCUUUUUUACUUUUGAACCCUGUCUUGCUGCACUUCAUUUUCUGGUGACUUACAUGGGUUGUUCUGAUGAAAACUAGUGUUAUAUACGACCUUCUAUUGUUCCUUGUUCAAUAGUUCCUCAUUACAUUUAUUAAAAAGCUGUUCUUUAAUCAUCAGUACCAUUCUAGUGCUGGAUGUGUGUUUUGUUUUUUGGGUUUGCAAUAUAAUCAUAUUUUUGAACCGACGUUUUUAUUGCUGAAUACUUUACUUUUGAUGGAAAGUUGAUUUUGGUUGUAUCUACUGUUUCUGGUUGGCUUUGGGUUUGUUCUAUGACAUGACAGGAUUUAACGGUUGACCUGGUUAAUCACCUUUAGUAAUGCAACUUAUGUAUGCCAAUCAAAUGGAAAAACGAAUCUUUAUCAGGUGUUUUGCUUGCCAGAAGGUGAUUUUUAGGAUUUGGUGGUGUAUGCCAAACAAAUGGUUGUGGAUUUGUUCUAGCUUUCACCUAGAGUUACCUAGAGUUAGUCCUAGGAUUUCAUGAGGCUUCUCAGGCAUAGUUCCUUGACAAGUUCCAGGGUCUUUUUUGGGGGAUAAAUUGCAUAUAAAUUAUUUGGUCUUGUCAUUUUUCAUAACUGAGAUUCCAGAAGUGUGGGUCUUUUUUGGGGGAUAAAUUGCAUAUAAAUUAUUUGGUCUUGUCAUUUUUCAUAACUGAGAUUCCAGAAGUGUCAUUUUGUCCAACUGAGGUUUUGAGACAGUUUUAGCAUGUUUGCUGCAGCAGACUGAUUUUAGUAACAUUCUUAUCUUGAUUUGUAAUUAUGAAAAGAUGGUUAACAUGGAAGCAUUUUUCUACUCAAAGAAUUCAUGAUCCUUCACACAAGCAAAGGUCUGGUGGAAAGUGCAUUAGCAUUCAUACUCAUGAGCCUGGAUGACUUGUUUGCAGUUGAAUCCAGCAAACCUAAAUAUCAUAUCGUUACUGGUUUCAGUGGUGAACUAUGUUCUCUACGAUUAGACACCAAAACCAGUCUGAGCUUUUCUUUUCCACACUAUAGUCUUUUGCAAGUGCACUUGGUGUCACACAACUUUAUCUUCUCAUAGGGUAGAAAUCACAGCAUCCAGGCCUUUAGGGAAAGAGGUUCUCUGAUUUGACACCACUCAUUCAUCAUCUUCCAUUGUGGCCAAUAGUUUGGCCUCCGUAUUCAUCCUUAGGAUCAUGUUCUCUGUUAUCUGCUUAGUCUUCUCCAUCUGAUAGUAUGUCAGACAGAUAAAAGAAAGUUGCAUUGUCUGUGGAGCAUCUGAUGCUUUGUCCUACUUGAUACAUAUAGUUAUUUGGACUAGCUAUUUGCAAUUUUUUUUAAGAGUUCAAAUAAAAUACAUGUCCCCAAACCCCCUUCUACAAACUCUCAAAUCUCACAUGGCCUCUCACAAGCUUGACCUAUAAAGCCAACAUUGGCAGGUCAUAUUGAACCUACCGUAGGAGGGGUCACAUGGCAAGUUUGUGAGAGGCAAGUGAUAGAAGUCAUGAAUAACUUUCUUUUUAAAAGAAAUUUGGUAGCUUUCAGUUUGAUACCAAUAGCAUUGCCAUGAACAGAACUCAAUAAGGUGAGAGGAUUCAUGUAGCAUGUUCAUAUAUUUAUUGUUGUUGUUGUCAUUGUCAUCAUUGUUCCAGAGCUUCCUCCUAAUAUUUUGUAUCCUCCUAAUUCCUAAUAAACAGGCAGGUCGAGAAUGUUUUUGGAAGAGAACUUAAAUAAAACCUCAAAGAAUCCAAAUAAGGAUAUGAAUUCAAUAGGAUUUCCUCUUAUGAUAUGUAUCAUGUUAAAUAUCAACAUGUUUAAGAUGAUAGAUUAGAUAUGAUUUUCAUCAUUUAUUCUCCAGUAACUAAAUUUUGUAGGAAAAAAAAUAUUUCGUCAUGUAGAAUAAAUAACAGAUUAGAGCAGGUUGUAGUUUGAGAAAGGUUAUGCAUCCUCACAUCUUAUGCUAGAAUAUAGAUUGAGUGACAAAUCUUACACUAACAAGAAUCUUGUAGUCAAUAAAGCAAAGAACAGUAACCAUAGUGGAAACUUUGGCUUUGCACUUUCUGAAGUGCAGACAAAUGGCAUUGUUGCUUUAUAAGAUUGUUGCUAAAGUUGUUCCCCAUACUUAAAUAGACUAUUCAUGCAUCAUCGACAUGGAUAUCAUUUUCUUUCUAAUGACAUUGAAUGCUAGUGUAAGGCUUUCUGAUGCCAUGGCAUCAGUAACUCCAUAGUCCACUAUGUUAUGCUGGAGUUCCCUCUCCUUUUCUCCCAAAGAAGGUUGUACACUAGUCAUUGUAUUUUUGCAAGUUAAAUAGCAGAAAAAUAAAAGCAGCAGAAAUGUUGGAGAAGCCAAUGUUCCAACUAAUACUUGAUUCUGUUUCAUCACCUUUUAUGGCACUGUUCUUGAGACUAAGAAAUGCUAGUUUUGAUUAUUCAUGCACUAAUCAUAACUAAUUUUUUUGAAAAGUUGGUCAUUUAAUGUGGCAAUCAUAUUUGUUCUGGAGUAAAUGUUGCUUAAAAUCAUUCUUAUGAUCCACUAUUAGCCGCAAAUGAGAAUCUGGCAAGAAGCUGACCUACAAUCAUGUUACAAUCAGUAGAAUUGCAUAACAUAGCUGUACUGUUUUGUUAUCAACUUUAGUUUUUUACUCGUUAUCUUGUAUUUCUAUUUUUUUUCUAGUAUAACUAUCUACUGUUGGUGCUUUUCUCUCAUGUUUUUGUGUAUUCCUUUUUUCUCAUUAUUGUAUGCUAAUUGAGAUCAUUUUGAAUAUGAUUCUUGUGGACAUUUUCCUCCCUUUUAUUCUUUCAAAGAAGAAAUCAGACAAACUGAAAAAAUGUGGUAUAGUUUCAGGAAUGAAGUUUUUCUUAACUAUGGUUAAAUAAUUGAACUUGUUCAUUGGUGGAGGCAGGAUCAUAUCUUAAUUAAUUUGCUUUGCAAGAAGGAAAGAAAUAUGCAUCUACUUUUAAACAUUUCUUUCAUAUUUACCAAGCAUUCCAAAGUUUAUCAUCUGACACUGCACCAGAGAAUCUGGACACACUGGUAGUCAACAUAAUAGUUAGCUUUCUUUCACUCUCAAAAGAAAAAAAAAGGUGAUUCCAGUCUCCAAUCCGUAUCAUUGAUGGUAGGAAGCAUCAUUUGCAAUGAUUCUCAUUUGUGUAAGCUAUCAUUUUCUCACCUUUAUAGUGGAUGAUUCUCCUUUUAUAGUUACUCAUUCUCUUAAUAUAUUAUAAUUUAUCUUGUAUCCUAAUUGUGAUCGACAAUGGUAUUGUAAAACUUUAUGAACUAUGCCUGGGGUGGGGCCAUGUGACUCGCAAAUGGCACCUUUAUUUUCUUAUUUCAGAAGAUCUUGCUGAAAUCUAACUAAUAUCUUUGUACUUCUCUUUUCAGAAGCUGUUUUCAUCUUUAGCAUGCUUCUCAAGGCAAAAGUUGGGCCUCUGGUGAAUCUAACUACAUAUUGUUUGGUGAAACUCUACCAUGCUGUAAAUGCAGGACACUGAAGCUACUUUAUCUGAUUAAGUGGGUGGUGCUUUCAGAAGUUUGUGCAAAGUCUCUUCUUCCAACAUGAAGAAUCAAGUAGAUAGUUGACCUGCUGGGGCAUUUUUUUCAGGCACGCUCUGGGAUGGCGAAGCAGCAAGCGUCCUCGACGGAUAUGGACGUGGGAAUGGGUUGGUGGGGGAAGUGGAAACCCGUCCUGGUGAUGCUGGCUAUCGUCGUGGCCUACGCGGUGAUGAACAUCAUGAUCAAGAAGGCGAUCGACGAGGGCACCAACCGGCUACUGCUCAUCACCCUCCGCCAACUCAUCGCGGCUCUGAUCCUGUCACCCAUCGCCUACUUCCGCGAGAGGAAGACGAGGCCGCCUCUCACCGCCGAUAUCUGCGUCCAUCUCUUCUUCAGCGCAGCACUCGGCGCGGCGCUGACGCAGUACCUCUUCCUCCUCGGCCUGCAGUAUACUUCGGCCACCUUCGCGUGCGCCUUCGCCAACAUUCUUCCUGUGCUCACCUUCCUGAUGGCGUUACUCUUCCGGCUAGAGACGCUGAAUCUGAAGCGGACGGCGGGGAUCGCGAAGGCGAUCGGGGCAGCCGUGUGCAUCGCCGGUGCAAUGCUGCUAUCGCUAUACAAAGGCGUGGCUUUGACCAGCUCACCUCACCCAUCGAGGGCGUCGGAGCCUCGGCCGACGCACCUCGCCGUCGACUACACCUCGAGACAGUGCUUGAUGGCCACGGUUGCGCUGUUCGCCGCCUGUGUUUGCUACUCCUCGUGGUUCCUCGUCCAAUCCAAGGUCGGCAAGAAGUACCCUGCGCUGUAUUCGGGCGCCGCGCUCGUCUUCCUCAUCAGUUUCCUUCAGGCCGCCGCGCUGAGCUUAGCCAUUCAACGAAGCUUCUCCAUGUGGAUUCUGAAGACGAAGCUGGAGUUGAUCACUGUGCUGUACUCGGGGAUAGUGGGAUCAGGGAUAGGGUUCUUGGCCAUGUCAUGGUGCGUGGAGAAAAGAGGACCACUGUUCACCUCUGCAUUCACUCCUCUCAUACAGAUCAUCGUGGCCGUCAUCGACACCUCCGUCCUCCAUGAACGGAUCUACCUCGGAAGUGUUCUUGGGUCUGCGCUCGUGAUCCUUGGUCUCUACUUCCUCUUGUGGGGCAAAAGCAAAGAAGCCCGUAAUAGUGAAGUGAAACCUGCGGAGGGCAACGAAGAGAACAAAGUGCAGCUGCAAACAGUGUAGUGACCAGGAAAGCAGGAUCCUGAUGCCAUUGCUGUGUCCACUACAAAAGCAUCAGUAGCAGAAACUUAAGCUCGAGUGACAGAAUCUGUAGAAAGUGGUGUUCAGUACCAAUUAUAGUCCAAGUAAAGAUAAUGCAAACUACUAUUGGUUUAAUGGUUGCCCAUGAUUAACUACUGUUCUUCCUUGCACAUCUAAUCUGAUUUCGACACC